AUGUCUGGAAAUCUAUUGCCAUCUAAUAAUAAUACUUUUGGUGUCGACGACGCCUUUGAUACUUACAUUGACAUGGACUUCUUGAGAAAUGACACAAUGGAAGAAGAAGUUGACAUUGGGAACAUGUCUAACUCGGAUCUCUUUCAUUAUUAUUUGGAGGGUGAAUUAGCUAAAGAUCAAGUAAACCUUGACUCAACAAACUAUGUAACCAUGCAAAAUGUAGAUGACUUUUCACUUGCUACAGAUCCAGAUUCCGCUCCCGAAACGUCAAGUCCAGACCAAAGAAACGCUAUUGAAGAUACCGAUGUGCUUUCUCAACCUACAAAUGUUUCGACUGCGGUUGGUCCAUCCUUGGCGAUUCUAAAUGCGCAGUUGGCAGAAUUAUUGGCCAAACUUCCUUCUAUUAAACAAGAGGCAAUCAUAGAAGACAAAGUUUCUUCAUUACCUGAUUCCACAUUGCCAGCAAAUUCUACUUUUGUCACUACAUCUAGGUCAACUACUUCAAAUAAUAACAAUAAUAUUGCAAAUGAUGGUCAGAAACUAACCGACGAUAAUAAUCAAAUUGAUUUGAAAAAGUUAUCGUCCAAAGAACGACGACAACUUCGCAAUAAAAUUUCGGCUCGGAAUUUUCGUGUUCGUAGAAAAGAAUAUAUACAAAGCCUUGAGUCUACGAAAGAGCAACAGCAGGAAGAAAUAAAUUUGCUUCGACAAGCAUUAUUGCACUUGCAAGAAGAAAAUACAAAAUUACAACAAGAAGUAGAAGAAUUACGCAAACAACAAAAGCAAAAUAACAAAGCAUUCGUCACCUCUCCACCUUCGCCACCUCAUAUUUCCUCUCUGGCAGAGAAAGAGAUUAAUAACAACCAAGAAUAUUUUAAAAACGGGAAUUCCCAACGAUCAUCAAAUCAAAAUAAAUCUGUACCUCAAAACCAAUCUCACUCAUCUGACUCUCGUUAUUUGAUAAUUCCGAAUGUCAACAAAGAUGCAUCACCUUCUUCUUCUUCUGGAAGCCCUAAAACCUGGCAAGAUUCCCGUGUUAGAGUACAAACAACAUUUAUUCCCGAGUUUAAUCUCGAUAAACAUCUUUUUGAAGAUAAACCAGAAUUUUCAUUUUUUGAUUCCAUUGCUUGUAAUCAACCUAUCAGAAGAAGUGAUUUGUUCGAUGCAGGAUUACAAUAUAAUGGUCAAAUGGCACAAUUUGCGUACACUUUAUUUUCCACUAUAGUACAACAAAUCACGGUCUUAUUUUUUGAAGCAGUAUGUGCCACACCUCAACAAGAAAUGAUUUCUGCUUUAUUUCCCAACAUUAUUUCAUCCCCCAAUACCAUGACUGAAAGUCAAAAAUCUCUGGAGAUUUUUGAUAAUGAAAAAAGAGAAUUUAACAUAAUUGAAAGGGAACCUAAUGUAAUUCUUGAUCAACCUUCAUUGGAUCCUUUACCAUCGAAUAAUGAAAUUGAUGUUGGUAAGAAUGAAGAAGAAUCUAAUAAUGAAAUUAAUUUUGAUAAGAACAAAAGAGAAACUAAAAUAAUUAGUGAUCAACCCUCGUUAGAUCUUCUAUCAGUUAAUAAUGAAAUUAACGAAGGAGAGUCGUUGUUAGAUAAUAAUAUGAUGGUAGAAUUUGUUGAAGAAGCAUCUGUCCUAGAUUGGCUUUAUGAUUCUAUGGUAAAUCAUGUCGUGGAGCAAAGUCAAAUGGAAGCCAGAAUUAUGGAAUUAAGCGAUUGGGUUGGUGAAGAGUGGGAUGAUAAUGUUUUACCAUUUUUAUUUUAG
Molecule: messenger RNA, 1767 nt
Organism: Diversispora eburnea
Lineage: Eukaryota; Fungi; Glomeromycota; Glomeromycetes; Diversisporales; Diversisporaceae
Source: the annotation of a GenBank genome assembly